AUUUUAUAACGCUGAAGAGGUCUAUUUAAUCUUUAUAUCUCUAAUACAUCUAUAUAUAUAUAUAUGUUUAAUGUUGACGAGGAAGUGAUUACCUAUUUCUGGAUUGUUUCCAAAUGUAUUCUAUCUAACAGAAGACAGAUAUCUAACGCAAUGGGGAAUAAAGAAAGUAGCAUAAAAAGUGUUCCAUCAUCUGAACCACAGGCCAGCAACAACAAUCUAGAGAACUUGCUUCGUAAUGCCAUCAGAAUAGCAUAUAGCAUUCCAAUUGCAGAUUUGUAUGUUUAUCGUGACGAAAUAAUUCCGUUAGUUGACAAGAUCAUAGGUAAAAGAGAAAGCAUGAUCAGUAUCAAAAUUGACAGAAAUAAAAUAUUUGAAGAAGCAACUGGUCGAUUUGUUGGGAAAGUGAAACAGCUCGCUAAAAUUAGCAGUCCAGUCCAUGAAAAACCUGUAAUCACUUUCAAUGAUACCGACAUAUUAGACGUCGAUGGAAGUGGAUUCCGAAGAGAGUACUAUUCGGUAUACUUUCGUAAGUGUAUAGCAAAUCUAUUCGAAGGACAAGGAAGGCAAAUGUUACCAAAGAAAGACUGUACCAAAAAAGAUGAGUUGAAAGCUCUUGGAAUAGCUAUUGUGGAAUGUGUUUUGAAUGGUGAUUGUGGAUUUCCUUAUCUACACAGAGGCAUUUAUAAAGCUAUCAUUGGGUGUACUUCUGAUGAAAUUGAUCAGCAUUGCAAUUUGAACGAUAUUCCAGACGGCGAGGUUCGAAUGAUUGUGCAACAACUAAACGAUGCAAAAUCCGACGAAGAAAUAACCGAAAUCAUAGCGAGCGAUGUAGCCUCCUUUAUUAACUAUGUUGGGUGGCCAGUAGGGAAAAUAGUUACGAUGACCAACCGACAUGUGUUGCUGCAGUAUAUACUCCGAUGGUUUAUUAUUGACCACAGACAAAACGAAAUAGACCAAUUACGUCAUGGUCUCAGCUACAUGGGCUUCCUUGAUGCAAUAAAGUCAAACGACUGGUUUGAACCUUUAUUUGUUUAUUCAGAACAAUACAGCAUUACAGCAAGAUACAUGAAAGACAAGCUAAACCCAGUCUUGGAAAAACUGGAAGCCAAAACUGAAAAAGAAACAAACUGUGUAAAGUUUGCUAAAGCUUGCAUUGAUUCCCUAGAUGAUACGCAAGCCAGAUUAUUAUUUGCCUUUAUAACAAACCUUAAUGACCCACCGUUAGAGGAAGAAUCUUUGGAAGUCAUCUUUAAUACACACAACCCUGAUAGACUUCUGCCAGAAAGCUAUACGUGUUUGAAUAGACUUCUCCUUCCAUUGGGAAAUAAAGAUAUUAACCACUUCAGAGAAUCUUUUUUCAAGGCAAUAAUGGAACAAUGAUAAAGAUUUCUGAAUAACCAAACUGUUUUGUGUUUAUUUUACUUUUCACUAAUUGUUUUUGCAUGCAAUAAAGAACAAAUAAAUGUGAAUUUCCUCUGAUAAAAGGAAUGUUUUACCACUCACGCAUAAGAAAUAAUUGGAAACUUAUCAGUUUAAUAGUUGUCAUAAAUUGAACGCAAAACAUGUAACUCGGGGAUACCCUAAAACAAAUUACACUCGUUAAACACAUGAAAAAAACGUUUGGAAGCUAAAUCGUGUUCAUCGGGGAGUCGCACGUUAGACGCGGACGGGCUACAGCAGGUCUCUCGACCAUCG
Mytilus trossulus (common blue mussel) is the source of this 1695-nucleotide messenger RNA. RefSeq lists its product as uncharacterized. NCBI's taxonomy places the organism in Eukaryota, Metazoa, Mollusca, Bivalvia, Mytilida, Mytilidae. The transcript is spliced from 7 exons. Bases 64 to 1380 code for a protein of 438 amino acids. The record is from RefSeq and is a predicted model, not a curated record. Gene Ontology annotation, molecular function: ubiquitin-protein transferase activity.